Messenger RNA from Pollicipes pollicipes, 381 nucleotides. RefSeq lists its product as uncharacterized. The transcript is spliced from 4 exons. Lineage: Eukaryota; Metazoa; Arthropoda; Thecostraca; Pollicipedomorpha; Pollicipedidae. The record is from RefSeq and is a predicted model, not a curated record. The coding region runs from base 1 to 381 and encodes 126 amino acids.
AUGGGCAGCGGCAAGGAAAUCGUGGGACGCAUAGUGAGCCGCACGGCAUCGCUCAGAGUGGGGGAGACGCCCGCUAAGCGGAGCAAGAAGUGGAAGCGCCAGCACAGGAGGCUGCUGGUGAACGUCGGCUGCUGCUACCACCUGCAGCGGGAGCGGUUCGAGGGCGACUUUUGGCGCGAGCUCGACCCCGCGGACGAGACGUUCCCACUCUGCAGUCUGCUGACGCGGCGGCGUUACGUGCUGGGCCAGCAGGCGCGCGGACUGGCCGCCCAGGCCUCCGAGAGGAUGGCCUCCUACCAGCGGAGCCCGUCACCGGCGCUGUACUACCGCGCCGUACUGCAGGUGUACCUCCGCGACAAAGCUGGGCGCCGUGCCCACUGA